This is a messenger RNA of Helicoverpa armigera (cotton bollworm), 5330 nucleotides long. It is a transcript of the gene kkv, whose product is annotated as chitin synthase chs-2. Bases 199 to 4977 code for a protein of 1592 amino acids. The record is from RefSeq and is a predicted model, not a curated record. Gene Ontology annotation, cellular component: cell septum; cell periphery. Gene Ontology annotation, molecular function: chitin synthase activity. NCBI's taxonomy places the organism in Eukaryota, Metazoa, Arthropoda, Insecta, Lepidoptera, Noctuidae. The transcript has 22 exons.
CAAGUGUCAAGUGAGGGGUCGUUAGCAGCCGCAGUAAGCGCGCGGCCCGCCGACCGAACGCACGCGCGACCAUGCGCAGCGACCCAGUCCCGCGAGUGUACUCCACGCUUUAUCUCAACAUUGUGAAGUGAUACACAGUACACAUACGGAUUGCGAACGCUCAUCUUCUUAGGAUACAUAGCACGAAAAAAAUAAAACAUGGCGACGUCGGGAGGGAAGAGGCGCGAGGAGGGUAGCGACAACUCCGACGAUGAGCUUACACCGCUCGCCAAUGAAAUCUACGGUGGAAGCCAAAGGACAGUACAAGAAACGAAAGGAUGGGACGUGUUCCGGGAGUUCCCGCCGAAGCAGGACAGUGGGUCUAUGGAAACCCAGAAAUGUUUGGAAUUCACGGUGCGGUUGUUUAAGGUGAUGGCAUAUCUAGUCGUGUUCAUCGCCGUCCUCGGGUCCGGAGUCGUCGCAAAGGGCACCACGCUUUUUAUGACCUCACAGCUGAAGAAGGACAGGCGAAUUGCGUAUUGUAAUAGGAAUUUAGGUAGGGAUAAACAAUUUAUAGUAAGUCUGCCAGAUGAAGAGCGAGUGGCGUGGAUGUGGGCGAUCCUGGCAGCGUUUGCCAUCCCAGAAAUAGGAACACUCAUUCGUUCAGUAAGGAUAUGUUUCUUCAAAACUUCUAGAAGACCAACGAGCACGCAGUUUAUUGUGAUAUUCAUAGCGGAAUCGCUGCACACGAUAGGAAUGGGUCUUCUAUUCUUCUUGAUUCUGCCAGAACUGGACGUGGUGAAGGGAGCCAUGAUAACCAACUGUCUGUGCAUCAUUCCUGCGAUACUUGGCUUGCUUUCACGUAACUCGCGAGACUCCAAGCGGUUCAUGAAAGUCAUUGUGGAUAUGGCGGCGAUAGUUGCUCAAGUCACCGGGUUCAUAGUAUGGCCACUUUUGGAGAACAAGCCCGUUUUGUGGUUGAUACCAGUUUCAUCGUUAUGCAUUUCUCUGGGAUGGUGGGAGAACUACGUCACACGUCAAAGCCCCAUAGGUAAACCGAAGAACGAUCGAGGUUUAAAUGUUAUCCAUUACUCGGAGAAUAUCAUACUAACACGUAAUUUUUUCCAUCCAGGUAUAAUCAAAAGUUUAGGCAGACUGAAGGACGAAUUGAUUUUCACCCGGUACUACACAUAUCGCUUCAUAUCUGUAUGGAAAAUCAUGUUGUUCCUCAUGUGCAUCCUCUUCAGUAUAUGGAUAGAUGGAGACGAGCCUGCCAUGUUCUUCCAACUGUUCAAUACAGGUUUUGGACCUCACAGCAUCGUUGUGGAAGAGGUACAAAUCCAACUAGGUGGCACCGUCAUUCCUGAUCUGGCUAAUGUAACGCUAACCGGAGAUUCGGUAGAAGUGGCAGCUGCAUACAAAUCGGCAUUCUACGUGAUGCUCAUCCAAAUAUUUGCAGCGUACAUCUGUUAUAUAUUUGGAAAGUUCGCGUGCAAGAUUCUCAUCCAAGGCUUCAGUUAUGCGUUCCCUAUCAAUCUCGUCAUUCCGUUGGUCGUCAACUUGUUGAUUGCUGCAUGUGGUAUUAGAAAUGGCGACAAUUGUUACUUCCAUGGAACAGUUCCAGAUUAUCUUUACUUCGAAAGUCCACCCGUGUUUACACUCAGCGAUUUCAUAUCUCGUCAAAUGGCUUGGAUAUGGUUACUCUGGCUGCUGUCGCAAACGUGGAUAACUAUACACAUCUGGACACCUAAAGCUGAACGUUUGGCCUCAACGGAGAAGUUAUUCGUCAUGCCGAUGUACAAUGGUUUAUUGAUAGAUCAAAGCAUGGCUCUGAAUAGAAAGAGAAACGACCAGAGAGAUGUUAAGACUGAGGACCUCGCAGAAAUAGAAAAAGAAAAAGGCGACGAAUACUACGAAACUAUAUCUGUUCACACUGACAACACCGGUUCUUCUCCAAAAGCUAUCAAAUCGUCGGAUCAGAUCACCAGGAUUUACGCAUGCGCUACUAUGUGGCACGAAACUAAAGACGAGAUGAUGGAGUUCUUGAAGUCUAUCCUUCGGUUGGAUGAGGAUCAGUGCGCUCGGCGAGUCGCUCAAAAGUACUUGCGAGUUGUUGACCCCGAUUACUACGAAUUCGAAACGCACAUUUUCUUGGACGACGCAUUCGAAAUAUCAGAUCACAGUGAUGACGACUCCCAAGUGAAUCGAUUCGUGAAACUUCUUGUGGACACUAUCGACGAAGCGGCUUCGGAAGUGCAUCAGACGAACAUACGUAUUCGCCCGCCGAAGAGGUUACCAGCGCCUUAUGGUGGACGACUGACAUGGGUGCUGCCAGGAAAGACGAAGAUGAUCUGUCACUUGAAGGACAAGGCUAAGAUCCGUCACAGAAAGCGUUGGUCUCAGGUGAUGUACAUGUACUACCUUCUUGGUCACCGUCUAAUGGAACUGCCGAUAUCAGUGGACCGUAAAGAAGUAAUGGCUGAGAACACCUACCUGCUGACCCUGGACGGAGACAUCGAUUUUCAACCUCACGCUGUACGACUGCUUAUCGAUUUGAUGAAGAAGAACAAGAAUCUGGGAGCUGCGUGCGGACGUAUUCAUCCUGUCGGAUCAGGUCCCAUGGUGUGGUAUCAAAUGUUCGAGUACGCUAUUGGUCAUUGGCUGCAAAAGGCGACGGAACACAUGAUCGGCUGCGUACUCUGUAGUCCUGGAUGCUUCUCUCUGUUCAGAGGAAAGGCUUUGAUGGACGACAACGUCAUGAAGAAAUACACUCUACGGUCUGAUGAAGCUCGGCAUUAUGUGCAGUACGAUCAAGGGGAAGAUCGUUGGUUAUGUACGCUACUUCUCCAACGUGGCUAUCGUGUAGAAUACUCAGCUGCCUCCGAUGCCUACACUCACUGUCCCGAAGGUUUCAACGAGUUCUACAACCAACGUCGUCGCUGGGUGCCUUCCACCAUCGCCAACAUUAUGGACUUGCUCGCCGAUUGUAAACACACCAUCAAGAUUAACGAUAACAUUUCGAGUCCCUACAUCGCAUACCAGAUGAUGUUGAUGGGUGGCACGAUCUUGGGCCCUGGUACUAUAUUUCUUAUGUUGGUGGGUGCCUUCGUGGCUGCUUUCCGAAUCGACAACUGGACUUCCUUCGAAUACAAUUUGUAUCCCAUAUUGAUCUUCAUGUUUGUCUGCUUCACGAUGAAAUCCGAAAUUCAACUACUGGUGGCUCAGAUACUGUCGACGGCAUAUGCUAUGAUAAUGAUGGCUGUGAUCGUCGGUACAGCUCUCCAGUUAGGCGAGGACGGCAUAGGAUCUCCUUCGGCUAUAUUCUUGAUAUCACUCUCAAGUUCGUUCUUCAUAGCCGCUUGCUUGCAUCCGCAGGAAUUCUGGUGUAUCGUACCGGGCAUCAUCUAUCUUUUGUCUAUACCCUCUAUGUACUUGCUUUUGAUUUUGUAUUCGAUUAUAAAUCUUAACGUAGUAUCAUGGGGUACUCGAGAAGUGCAAGUUAAAAAGACUAAGAAGGAAAUCGAAGCAGAGAAAAAAGAAGCUGAACUUGCGAAGAAAUCUGCAAAACAGAAAUCGCUGCUAGGUUUCCUUCAAGGAGUGAAUAGCAAUGAAGAAGAAGGCUCUAUCGAAUUCUCAUUUGCUGGGUUAUUCAAGUGUCUGUUAUGUACGCAUCCCAAAGGAAACGAGGAGAAAGUGCAACUGUUGCAUAUUGCGUCCACACUUGAGAAAUUGGAAAAGAAAUUAGAUUCUGUUGAAAGGGCUGUUGAUCCACAUGGCAUGAGCAGAGGACGUAAACUCUCGGUUGGGCCCAGAGGUAGCACAACUGGAGACCAUGGCUUAGACGCUUUGGACGAAAGACCAGAAGAAGAAAACGAUUCAGAUUCCGAAACCGAUACUCUUUCUACUGUACCCAGAGAAAAGAGAGAUGAUCUCAUAAACCCAUAUUGGAUAGAGGAUCCCGAAUUGAAAAAGGGUGAAGUAGACUUUUUGAGUCCCGCCGAAUUAUCCUUCUGGAAAGAUCUCAUUGACAAAUAUUUGUACCCUAUUGAUGCUAACAAGGAAGAACAGGCCCGUAUAUCCAAGGAUCUGAAAGAAUUGAGAGAUUCGUCUGUUUUUUCUUUCUUUAUGGUCAAUGCCCUCUUUGUAUUGAUUGUAUUCUUGCUACAACUGAACAAGGACAACCUUCACUUUAAGUGGCCCUUCGGAGUUAAAACUAACAUUACAUACGAUGAGGUUACUCAAGAGGUUUUAAUUUCAAAAGAAUAUCUGCAACUUGAGCCAAUUGGUUUAGUGUUCGUGUUCUUCUUCGCCUUGAUUCUGGUGAUCCAGUUCUCAGCUAUGUUGUUCCAUCGAUUUGGAACCCUCUCGCACAUCUUAGCGUCUACAGAACUGAAUUGGUUCUGUUCGAAGAAGUCCGAUGACUUAUCUCAAGACGCUCUCCUAGAUAAGAAUGCAAUAGCAAUAGUGAAAGAUCUGCAGAAACUGAAUGGUCUGGACGACGAUUAUGACAACGACUCGGGCUCGGGUCCACAUAACGUCGGCAGAAGAAAGACUAUUCAUAAUUUGGAGAAGGCCAGACAGAAGAAGAGGAACAUAGGCACACUGGAUGUCGCUUUCAAGAAGAGAUUCUUCAACAUGAAUGCUAAUGAUGGACCAGGUACACCAGUACUGAACCGCAAGAUGACAUUGCGACGUGAGACCUUGAAGGCUUUGGAGACGAGGAGAAACUCCGUGAUGGCUGAACGAAGGAAAUCGCAAAUGCAGACACUUGGUGCCAAUAACGAAUAUGGAGUCACUGGAAUGCUCAAUAAUAACCAUGGUGUCGUGCCUCGGCACAGAACAUCAACUGCCAACAUAUCGGUGAAGGAUGUCUUUGGCGAACCCAACGGUGGUCAAGUCAAUCGAGGAUACGAAACCACACUGGGCGACGAAGACGACAACAACUCAAUGAGAUUACAGCCUAGACAAAAUCAAGUUUCCUUCCAGGGUAGAUUUUAAAUGAGAGUUGCCAAACUAUUCAAAAGUGCCUAGGUUUAAACAAAUGUAGAUAUUAGAAAUAUAGACUGUAGUAAUAUUAUUAAAUUGAAAAACUCAGCAAAUGUGUGUGAGUAAUGUAUUGCUUGUGAUAUAAACUUUUUUAAGGUUUGUGACAGCGGAAAGUGCGGUCAUAAAACACCCACAUUGGACAAUUUACAGCUUUAUUUUAAGAUAAAACAUACGAAUUUACACUGCCACUUAACUUUACAUUUAUUGAACUUUUUAUACCUAUUAAAAUAAUAUCUUUGCAAUGAAGAUUUUUAUGAAUAUAGACUUCGAAUUAGUGUUGUAUGUAUUAAAUGAGAUUAAAUUAA